Messenger RNA from Drosophila pseudoobscura, 837 nucleotides. RefSeq names its product odorant receptor 56a-like. The record is from RefSeq and is a predicted model, not a curated record. The transcript is spliced from 4 exons. Gene Ontology annotation, molecular function: odorant binding; olfactory receptor activity. NCBI's taxonomy places the organism in Eukaryota, Metazoa, Arthropoda, Insecta, Diptera, Drosophilidae. Gene Ontology annotation, biological process: sensory perception of smell; detection of chemical stimulus involved in sensory perception of smell. The coding region runs from base 1 to 837 and encodes 278 amino acids. Gene Ontology annotation, cellular component: plasma membrane.
AUGGUUCGUGCGAUCCAUGAGGAUAUACAAAAGCUAAUGAAGGAGGCAGAUGAUCAGGAAUUGGUGCUUAUGUUGUCAACUCAGAAAUAUAUUCGGAUGGCCACUUGGAUGUUAUGGUAUCCUGCGCUAUUGACGGGGAUCAUCGCGUUCACGGACUCCUUAUACCGAACGGUUUUACUCACUCUAUCCGUAUUCAACAUAACCGAACGCCGGGAUGAACAACAGUACAUCUUCCUAUUAAAGGUCUAUCCUUUCGGAGAUGUGUACAACAACUUUGUGUUCGGCUUAUUUGGCGCCUGGUACGCUCUUGGGCUGGGAAUCAACACUAUUCCCCUGUGGAAUUCUUUCAUCGUGUGCCUCAUUAAGUACGUGCACCUGAAGCUGCUUAUACUCAAAAAGCGGGUGACGGAGAUGGAAAUCACGCGCUUCAAUCCGCUCUUAGACCUGGAUCGCCUGACACCCGCUCAGCUGAACCGUUGGCGAAUGCGGCUCAUAAAAGAGUUCGUGAAAGAGCACCUGAAGAUCCGGAGAUUUGUCAAGGAGUUGGAGCAACUAAUCUGUUUGCCUGUCUUGAUAGACUUCAUUUUCUUCGCCAUUUCGAUCUGUUUUGAGCUAUAUGCCCUUAUUGUAGGCCAUGAUGAUUUGUGCUUCGCCUAUUAUUCAACACCCUGGUAUGAAUACGACCCUCCAAUGAAACGAACGAUUCUCUUUAUGAUGAUGCAUGCCCAGAGUCCGUUGCGGAUUCGUGCCCUGAUGUUCCCAGUGGAUCUGAAAACCUUUUUAGACAUUGUACUUGGGGCCUACAAUUACUUCAACAUACUGCGUGGAUUGUAUUAG